AUGCACUUCUUGUCCGCUUCUGCUUCUCGCUCUGUAGCUGAAACCCUGACAUCGCGUGAAUCAAGCCCGAACCGUCCAGCACGGUCAGGUUCUGUUGCUCAUCGAGCACCCUAUCGCCCUCUACCCUUUGCACGUCUUUGCACCAGCUCAGUCUCGAACAAAAGCAGCAGCAUAGGUACAGCAGACCAAAUCAAUGGCAACGUUGAGUCGGCAGUAUCGGCUUCGGAGCCAUGGGUCUUGCCGCAUCCUACGGUGAACCUGUUAGUCAAGACCAAGUCGACACCGUUCUUUCCCGUUGCCUCACCGAUGGAGUCAACUUCUGGCACACUUCCGAUAUCUACUCUCCUCUCGGAAGCGGCAAGUAGAGUUACAACGAGAACCAAAUUGGCAAACAAUGAUUCGCUUAAGCGACUGGGCGUAGACAAGAUCGAUUUGUACUACGCCAACCGAGCAGACUCUAACGUUGAAGUUACGGCUACGGCUGCGGCGUUGAAUGUUUCCGAGUAUAAGUUGGAGCAGCUAGAGGCGGCCAACAAGGUGAUUCGUAUUGAUGCACUUCAAAUCAAACUUUCUCCCUGGGCCCCCGAAGUUCUUUACAAUGAGAUCCUCGAUUGGUGUGUUAAAAACAACACCGCUCUCGUCGCUUACUCCCCCCUCGGACGCGGUUUCCUCACAGAAGGUGAUUUCCGUCGAUACAACCCUCGCUUUCAGGGUGAAAACUUCAACAAGAAUCUCGAGUUGAAAUCACCCACGAUCUUUUCUAUUCCGGGUGCAAGAAAGGAGAAGAACCUAAUCGAUAACAAUAAGGCAGCUCAUAUUCUACUGACCAAGGAAGAAGUCGCAGAGAUCGAUGGUGUGAUUAACAGCUUCAAGAUUAGUAGUCAGAGAUAUGACGCUGACUUUAUCAAGACGGUUGCUUUAUAA
This is a messenger RNA of Ustilago hordei, 924 nucleotides long. RefSeq lists its product as uncharacterized. NCBI's taxonomy places the organism in Eukaryota, Fungi, Basidiomycota, Ustilaginomycetes, Ustilaginales, Ustilaginaceae. Bases 1 to 924 code for a protein of 307 amino acids. Gene Ontology annotation, cellular component: cytoplasm. The record is from RefSeq and is a predicted model, not a curated record. The transcript has 7 exons.